GCCCUACCCAUGUCACCUCCUGGAAUGGGAGCCUUCGGCCUUCUCCCUCUGUGCGGGGCUCCCCGGCGGUGGCGGGGGGGGGGGCGUCGCCCCUUCCUCUGCUCCCCUAAUGGCCCCCUUGUCCCGCCCCCCUCCAGCUCAGCCAGCCGGGGGCGCCGCCCACACCUCAGGAGAGGAGGACUUGGAGGACUCCGCGCCCGCUGGGCCCCCGGGGGCCACUGCCAAGGGGGCCGUGACCUUCCGCGACGUGGCCGUGGACUUCACCCCGGAGGAGUGGGGGCGGCUGGACCCGGCUCAGAGGCGGCUCUACCGGGAGGUGAUGCUGGAGAACUACCGGAACCUGGCGUCCCUGGGACUUCCUAUUCCCAAACCGGCUGCCGGCUACCACCUGGAGCCCGGGGAAGAGCCCUGGACGGCGGAGGGAGAGGUCCCGAGUGGCUGCCCUGCAGACUGGAAGACUGAAGCCGAGCUCAAGGGGGCUGGCCCAGGGGGGGACGUUUCGGAAGGAGGCUUGUCCCAGAGAAGGAAGAUAGGAUUUGCCCAGGAUGGUCCUUGGAGCCCCAGACUGGAGGACAGGAUGUGUGACAGCCAGUUGGAAGAGCAGCAGAGACAGUGGAGGCAGAUGAUUGUCCACCCUGGGGAGCCGGGCUCUGAAUGGGAGGAACGUGAGAAAAGUGCCAGCGUGAGGCCGCUGGGGAUUCUCCAGCAGAAUCUGCUCUUGGUUGCAGAGAGGCCCCAUCCGCAUGACACGAGUGGGAAAAGCUUCAGGCAGCUCUCACACUUGAUUGACCACCAGGUCCUCUGCGCUGCAGACGAGUACAGCGAUCGCAGGAGGGAUGAGCGGCCCCUGCACAGCCGCUCACCUCCCCUGGGCCCCCCCGGAAGCCAUCUGCGAGGGAAGCCAUACAAGUGCAAAGAAUGUGGGAAAGCCUUCAGCCAGAGUGCGCUUCUUACCAAACACCUGCGUGUGCACACUGGAGACAAGCCCUACGAAUGCAGUGACUGUGGCAAAGCCUUCAACCAGACAUCCCACCUGAGGCAGCACCGGAGGAUUCAUAACGAAGAGAAGCCCUUCGAGUGCAACGAGUGUGGGAAAGCCUUCCGGGUGAGCUCGUCCCUCACCGAGCACUGGAGGACUCAUACUGGCGAGAAGCCCUAUCAGUGCAACGAGUGUGGAAAGGCCUUUAACCGCAGCACCCACCUCACCCAGCACCAGAGGAUUCACACAGGGGAGAAGCCCUUCGCCUGCAAUGAGUGUGGGAAGGCCUUCAACCGGAGCACACUCCUCACCCAGCACCAGAGGAUUCACACUGGAAAGAAGCCCUACGAAUGUGACGAGUGUGGGAAAGCCUUCCGGGUGAGCUCGUCCCUCACGGAACAUCGCAGGAUUCACACUGGAGAGAAGCCCUAUGCGUGCCACGAGUGCGGGAAGGCCUUCAACUGCAGCAAGCUCCUGACACAGCACCAAAGGAUCCACACAGGAGAGAAGCCCUAUGAAUGCGGCCAGUGUGGCAAGGCCUUCAACAAGAGCCCCAACCUGACCCGCCAUCAGCGGAUCCACACUGGAGAGAAGCCCUACAUAUGCAGUGAAUGCGGGAAGACCUUCAACCAAAGUACCCACCUCAUUCAGCACCAGAGAAUCCACACUGGAGAGGUCUUCUAUGACCCUGUAACCAACACAUAUCUUUGAAGGGCCUGUCUUGGGCCGGUGGAACGGGGCCCCUCGGUGUGGUGUGGAGUGGCGUGACGCAGCUGGAAGCCUUGGAGGAGUCGUCCUCAGAACCACCACACCCCUUCUUUAUUGGGGGCCAACCUCUGUGUUCCAACCCCAGACCAGCCCAAGUGCCCAAAACAGAACCCAUAGCAGGUGGGAGACCAAAGAGGGGUUUGAGGCCAGCUGAGAGGAGCAGGAGGAGGGUCUUUGGCCCAGGCUCUGAGGGUCUGGGUGUGGGCAUCCAGGAAUGAGGGCUCCCCCUUUCUCUCCUUUGUGUAUUCCCUCAUCUCACUCUGCUUUCCUGUUUCCUCUCCCCUCACUUCACUGGAGUAUUAGAGAGGGGCACCCAUGAGAGAUGCUGCUUUUGGGGGGGUUUGCUCCCAUGCACAGAGUCUCUGCCUGGGGGUAAGCUGGGGAAUGGGAGUAGACCGAUUGUCCUUGGGGAGGGGAGAAGAGAGCAGGAGGGCCACCUCUGCCCUCUGACCCUGUGUGUGAUGAGGAUGGUCAAUAAAUGCUCGU
Molecule: messenger RNA, 2233 nt
Organism: Gracilinanus agilis (Agile Gracile Mouse Opossum)
Lineage: Eukaryota; Metazoa; Chordata; Mammalia; Didelphimorphia; Didelphidae
Product: zinc finger protein 383-like
Exons: 4
Coding region: 110-1690 (526 amino acids)
Biological process (GO): regulation of transcription by RNA polymerase II
Molecular function (GO): RNA polymerase II cis-regulatory region sequence-specific DNA binding; DNA-binding transcription factor activity, RNA polymerase II-specific
Source: RefSeq, a predicted model, not a curated record